AUGGAUCGGUCAAUCCUUCAAAUAGGUCGUCUUGACGUGAUACUAAACAAUGAGCAGCAACAAUCAAUGCGACAAUCGUUAUUAUUAUCAUCAUUAUUAUCAUUAUUAUCAUCAUUAUCACAAUUAUCGCUAUCAACAAUUAUUAGUAUCAAUAAGAAUAAAGACAAUAACAAAAUUGUUACUGUCUUAUUUCUUCUCAUCAUUCAAACAACAAUUGUUGAAUCUUUAGUUUGUUAUGAUGGCGCUGAUUGUCUAAAAGCGCAUACCUGCAACGAAUGCAAUGGCAUUGGUUGUAUACGUAUGAAAAGUUAUAACACAGAACAUAUUCACACAAUUGCCUUGACAUGUUUGCCAUAUGCAACAAGAGUAUAUCAGUUAGAACCAGCUGGUUGUCGCAUUUCAUUAUCUGGUGAUAGCGAACAUUGCAUAUGCUAUGAUAACGAUUACUGUAAUCGUGCAAGUGGUUUAUCAUUAUUUAAUUUUAAAUUAGUUCCUUCAUUUAUUCUUAUCAUUUAUGCCACAAUUUCGUUUACUCUUUUAUACUUGUUGUGA
Messenger RNA from Brugia malayi, 552 nucleotides. RefSeq lists its product as uncharacterized. The transcript is spliced from 3 exons. NCBI's taxonomy places the organism in Eukaryota, Metazoa, Nematoda, Chromadorea, Rhabditida, Onchocercidae. The coding region runs from base 1 to 552 and encodes 183 amino acids. The record is from RefSeq and is a predicted model, not a curated record.